Echinococcus granulosus is the source of this 816-nucleotide messenger RNA. Its product is annotated as Survival of motor neuron-related-splicing factor. The transcript has 5 exons. NCBI's taxonomy places the organism in Eukaryota, Metazoa, Platyhelminthes, Cestoda, Cyclophyllidea, Taeniidae. Bases 1 to 816 code for a protein of 271 amino acids. The record is from RefSeq and is a predicted model, not a curated record.
AUGCUCGUUUUCCGGUUCAGUCUUUUUGUUUUACUACUCGACUAUGCCAACGCCAUUAUCUUUGUUAACGCGCGCGUUUGGGGCAAACUACCGAUUUGUUCUCUCGUGAUGACGGAGGCGUUGCAGCUUCAGUUGUUGAACCACAAGCUUCAGCUUCAACAGGUCGAAGCUGCCCUAGAGCUUGAUAAAGACAAUGAGGAAUUGCAGAAAUUAAAGGAGGACUUACAAGAAGUCAUUAACCUUACACUCCAACUUAUUGACAAACCGACUUCUAAUGAUGAGUGCUCCUGGAAGGUUGGCGACAUGUGUAUGGCCCAGUGCUCUAGAGAUAAAUUAUUUUACAAGGCGAAGGUGCUUGAAAUUCUGGGGAAUAGUACGUGUGUCGUUAACUUCGUUGACUAUGAUACAACAGAUAUCUGUCAGGACCUUACAAUCCAAUUCAAUAGUGGAAACGGAUUUCUUUUAGAUCUCUCGAUUUCGUUCACAUCGGAAAUGAUUGCACAAAUGAAGCCAGUUACAAAUGUGUCCGCUCCUAUCCAAAGGACGAAGAAAGAGGUUAGACAUCGAUUAAUUGAAAAAAAGAAGCUGAAGAAGCAGAAAUUAGCCGAGCGGCAUGCUGAGAUUGAAAAAGCAUGUGAAAAGGAGAAAAAUCAGUGGCUUAAUUUCAGCAAGAAGAUGAAUAAGCACAAUAAGACGAAGAGGAGUAUAUUUGCUUCGCCAGAGACUGUUGAUGGACGAGUUGGGGUUGGCACUUGCGGCAUCGCAGGGCGACCAAUGACGAAACUCCCGAGUCAUCACAGACUGAUGCGCAAAUGA